Arvicanthis niloticus (Nile rat) is the source of this 1558-nucleotide messenger RNA. RefSeq names its product CD164 molecule (gene Cd164). The record is from RefSeq and is a predicted model, not a curated record. Gene Ontology annotation, cellular component: endosome; lysosome. Lineage: Eukaryota; Metazoa; Chordata; Mammalia; Rodentia; Muridae.
GCCCCGCCCCGCCCCCGCCGGGCUGCUCACGUGACCGCCGCGCGCUCCCGCGGGGCGGGCUUCUCGGGGGCGGCGCCGUAGAGACGCAGUGCUAGACGGAGCCUGGCUCGCCGCAGCUUUUCUCCUGGACGCCUUGGGCUGAGGACACGAUGUCGGGCGCCUACCGCCGACUGCUCUGGGCCGCCACCUGCCUCGCCGCGCUCUGCGUGUCGGCCGCGCAGGAUACCAGCAGCAUAGGUCCCAACGUGACGGACACGCCGACCACGACCAGCAAAGGGGUCCCGACGACGCUCACGCCCACCAAGCCGCCAGAAACCUGUGGGAGCUUCAACAGCUGUGUUUCCUGUACUAAUGCCAUCAGUACUAAUAAUUUGACCUGUUUUUGGAUAGAGUGCCAUGAAGCAAAUCAGACCUAUUGUUCAAGUGAAUCAGUAAUGAAUUGUACCCAGAAGAACAACACUCACGACUGUUCUGCAGUAACUCCUUCUACCACUCCAGUGCCAACCAAUUCUACAGCUAAACCCACAACUCGACCUUCCUCUCCUACACCUACUCCCUCAGUUGUCACAUCAGCAGGUACAGCAAAUACCACUCUGACUCCAACCUCACAGCCUGAGCGGAAGUCUACCUUUGAUGCAGCCAGCUUCAUUGGAGGAAUCGUCCUUGUCUUGGGUGUGCAGGCUGUAAUAUUCUUUCUCUAUAAAUUCUGCAAAUCUAAAGAACGAAAUUACCAUACUCUGUAAACAGACCCAUUAAAUUAAUGUGGACUGCCAGUUAACUUGUGUAACUCACUGAAACCAAAAUAUUCAAGAAGUCCCACAUGGAAGACGCUGUUCCAGGAUCUUUACAUUUCCAAAGGAUGCAUACAGGAUAUUUUGGAGCAUCAUCCUUGAAGAAAAGUCAGUUAAACUAGUUUGCUCAACAGGAACAUUUAAAAUAUUCUGCAUGAAUCCGUGUGGCUGUCGUCUUUUGUUUAAAAUGGCUGCUGCUGAGGGACUGUGUUCUUUCCUCUGACAUGCCAAAUGUAACUUCCUGUGAGUUAUGGAAAGUGCUGUCCUGUGCAGGCAGCUUCUGACUGCAGUUUAAAUAUACCCCCUAGAAUCCUAAAGUCUGUUACUUUCAUCCUGACUCCAGAGUAACUUAGUGGCCAGACUUGAGAAGAGUGCCAAAUGACCACCCGUCAGGCAGAUUGAGGGCCAUCACUUUAAACAUAGAUUAAAUUUAUUUAGUACUAAACUAUCCCUAGAGUAAAAUUUUGUGCUUGAUAAGUUGUAUUUUAUAUAUUAGAAAUAAGAUGCCACAUGGCUUUCCAGAUUUAGAAUAAAGAAAGGAUAUGCAACAGGUCUUGUUCACACUCAUAAAGUGUACCGUAUUAAGAAAUCAGAACAGUGCCUUAAGACAGACCAAGACGGUGGCAGAACGGAAAAUGUGUUGACACUGUGGAAGGCAAAACUUGGUCUGAGAAUGUAACUGUCGGUGUGAGCAGCAGAAACCUGCUGCUGGAUGACAGACUGUUAAUACCUAAUUAAAACAUUGGUUUUUCCAGAGCUGAGAAACA